Messenger RNA from Danio rerio (zebrafish), 3704 nucleotides. It is a transcript of the gene pygo2, whose product is annotated as pygopus homolog 2 (Drosophila). The record is from RefSeq and is marked validated. Gene Ontology annotation, biological process: positive regulation of DNA-templated transcription. Lineage: Eukaryota; Metazoa; Chordata; Actinopteri; Cypriniformes; Danionidae. Gene Ontology annotation, cellular component: nucleus.
UGGCCAAUUUCGCGUUUGGGGAUAAAUAUUAAAUCGUAAGUCUAUUUGACAUUGAUUGUUUGUCAUAUGCGGGUUGACAUCCAUGUCUUGAUGCUGCAGUCAGGUGUUGAUGAAUGAGCGGUGUGAGCAACGUUUAACAUCUUUACCUUGCUUGCUGAUGGCUAAACGGCUAACGGUAGCUAGAUCGCGAAUUCAAAUCACGUUUGAAUUAAAUUCAAACGCAUAACGCGUCAUUUACCCUCGCACUGCACGUUCGAAUCGAACGCGGUUUAAAAUGGCGAGACGAGCUUGGCGUGCUUGCGUCUGAAUGCCAUUUAGACAGCACUUCAGGUAGAAACACAUCUGUAUGUGAUCACAUUGCAGGCAGGGCAGAUGUGGAUUCACGUUCAGUCCAUCCCAAUCACUUCUCAUCUGGUUUGCGUGCUUGCAAAGAUCGUAUAAUCAUCAGCGUUUAUCUGCGAUGGUGUAACUUAGCUCGUACGUUAGAGCUGUUCCUCAGGAGUGCAUGCGUGUAACAAAUCUGCAGAAGAUGACAAAUCUGACAUUAAACAUAAAACAUUGAUGCAUCCUUCAGACAUGUUGCUGAGUAGGUGUCUGAACUCAUUGGCCCAUCGGUACAGUUAAAUUAAAGCAGUGCACGCGCAAUUCCUGGGACUGCGGGGUGACACUCGUUGGACCCGAGGAGCUUUUCGUCACAUAAACUAAUUUCUGUAAAUGAACGGUGUCAUGGCACCGCACCAACAGGCAUUUUAAUGGCGGGACAGCAGCAGCAAGGAAAACGAGGCAAAGGUUCCCAGAUGAAGAGCCCAGAGAAAAAGAAGAGGAAGUCCAACUCUCAGGGGGCGGCAUUCUCCCACCUCUCUGAGUUUGCACCCCCUCCUACGCCGAUGGUUGACCACCUGGUGGCCUCUAAUCCUUUUGAUGAUGACUUUGGUCCGCCAUCGCGUUCUGCUGGAGGUGGUGGUCCAGGUGGUGCCACCUUUCUGCCCAGCCCAGGGGCUGGUGGAGGUGGCUAUGGAGGGCCGGGUCGAAUGGGGGGAGGUAUGGGAUUCAUGGGUGGCCCAGGAGGACCUGGAAGUGGACAGCCUGGCCGACGACCCCCUUUUGGUCCACCAACACCGAACACUGGACCACACCACCCACUUGGAUUUGGGGGCAUGCCAGGCUUUGGAGGUGGAGGAGGGGGAGGAGGAGGAGGUGGAGGAGGAUUUCCACCAGGAGGCCCAUCCCAGUUUAAUAUGCCACCCAACUUUAGCCCUCCAAUGCAUCCAGGACAGGGAUUUAACCCAAUGUUGUCGCCGGGAGCAAUGGGUGGUGGUCCAGGAGGCGGAGGAGGUCCACCACAUCCAAGGUUUGGUAUGCCUCAGCAACAGCCUCCACAUGGACAAGGUGGCCAUCCCUUCAACAGCCCUCCCUUACCUGGCGGCCCUGGCCCCCGUGGGCCUCCACAUGGCCCCAUGAACCCUAUGGGGGGAAUGGGAGGAGGAAUGAACAUGAUGGGCAUGGGUGGUGGAGGUGGUGGGGGUAAUAUGGUGGGUGGACACCCAGGUAUGCCUCCGCAAGGACAGUUUCCUCCUCCACAAGAUGGCCCCUACCCUGGAUCAAGUCCUCCUGUUGGUGAAGAGGGAAAGAACUUUGGUGGUCCAGGUGGUGGUCCACCUGUUCCCUCUCAGCAGCAACCACCUAACCUUAACCCCUCUGGUCCUCCAUCAAAUAAUGCCACCCCUGGUCCAUCCCCUGCCCCUGGACACCCACAGCCUGGAGGAGGCUUCCCUCAAGAUGUCCCACAACCCAAUCCCAACACCCCAGGACAACCCCAGUCGGUUCCUCAACCCCCUAAUCCUAAUUCAUCCCCCACAGGUCCGCUGAAUGGUCCCCAGCCUCAAGCGCCAAACAAUCAGCAUCCUCCACCCAACUCCACCGGUGGCCCUGGACCCAACACCCCAUCAAACCAGCAACAACCGACACCACCCAACUCUGCUCCAGGUUCCACACCUUACAGUCAGCAGAAUAACACUCCUGGUGGUCCAAUGCCAAACCAGCCACCCAACUCCAACCAGAACAACCUUAACAACAACAGCAGUGGCAGCAACACCCCGGGUAGCAACCCCAAUCCUCCAUCCAACUCUAACUCUACUCCCAACACUCAAUCUCCGCUUCCCAGUGGACCCGCUCCACCAUCUUCUGGCCCAGGCUCUGGCCCCCCAAAGCUAGGUGGGGGCAUGGUGUUUCCUUGCGGCCUCUGCAUGUCAGAAGUGCACGAUGAUCAAGAGGCCAUCUUGUGUGAGGCCUCUUGCCAACGAUGGUUUCAUCGAGACUGCACAGGCCUAACUGAGCCAGCGUAUGGGCUGCUAACCAGGGAGAGUGCCGCAGUGUGGGCAUGUGACUUUUGCCUCAAGACUAAAGAGAUUCAAGCGGUUUAUGUACGCCAGGGAUUGGGACAGCUUGUGGCUGCGAAUGAUGGCUGAGACAGGGAGGAAGAUGGGUGAUGAGCGAUGUUUUAUGAAUUUUUUUUGGUGCUUCAUGUCUUGUGUUUUGCGGUGAGGAAGUGAAAUUGAAUUGAAGAAUAAACCUGAGAACCAGAGGAGAGCGAGACGUAUGGAUUAAAGUGAACUUCUUAUUCUGAAGCUACUUCUUGCAUUUGUUUCUUCACAGUCCUUAUAAGCACUUUUAUGGCCCAUGUCUCUGAAUGAAACUCAUUAUAUCAGACAUUGGAAAUGUUUGUAUAUAGAAUAUCACGACACAUUUUCAAGAUUCAGCUGUUUAUGAUUGUUGCACUCAUAAUUCUUCAUUUUGCCUUGGUGACAAAUUUGGAAAAGCAGCUUAAUUCUGGCCAGAGCAAAAAUAAAUCAAAAUUCGAAACGUGUAUACAAGAAUUAAACUCUUCUGAGAUCAGCAUCCAAUAAGCUGUCCAAUUUUUAUUUAAUUUUUCAAAAUCCAACUUCUUGAUCUGCAAAGCACUGAUGCCAACUUGCUACCUCAAAAAUUCGACAUGUCUGGCUAAGAUUGCUUUUUAAGGCAAGAGUGUAUAGUCACCACACAACCUCUCCUCUCCUCUCAGCGCUCUCCAUUUCAGUAUAUCCAAAGGAAACUGGCAGUGUCCUGAAAAGGCAUAUAAGACAUGUAGAUAAUCAAUAUUUCACUGUGUCCAUCGUUGAAUACAUUGGUGAUCUGACAGAAUUUCUGCGAUUCAUUGUCAGCACUCUCGAUUGUUUCUCUUCAUGUACAGCUACUCACUGUUUUGACACACAAGUGGACAAUAUGUAUGUGGUCUUUGGAUUGCAUGUUAACCAAUGCAGUACUGUGUCAGAACUGUUUAUAAACGUUACUUUUACUGUUCCAGUUAGGCCUCAUCCUGGGCUAUGAAGUAGACCAAAUAACAGAACGAACUCAAAUGUUGUCGCAGAGUAAGAUGUUUGCAGUUUCUUUUUUUUUAUUUCUACGAUUCUGUCCAUCUUGCCUUUUUCUUAUAUUUGAACUCUUAUGUACCUGUGUGUAUGCUGUUCAAUGUGCUUGCUCUGGUGCCCUCCAUUCGCCAGCGUUGUGCAGUAAUAUGGGGAGUGUUCUGGGCUCUGGCUCUGUACUGAAAGAAGUAAACUGAAUUGUUUUUUUACAAGUCUUUUUUUGUGACCAAUUUAUUGUAUUAAAUAUGGGUUGAAACCCCUAUAAACCAAGUCAUAAAGUUAAAGAUACCUGUUUCCUUU